Molecule: messenger RNA, 3517 nt
Organism: Anguilla anguilla (European eel)
Lineage: Eukaryota; Metazoa; Chordata; Actinopteri; Anguilliformes; Anguillidae
Gene: acp5b
Product: acid phosphatase 5b, tartrate resistant
Exons: 7
Coding region: 273-1244 (323 amino acids)
Biological process (GO): bone resorption
Molecular function (GO): ferrous iron binding; acid phosphatase activity; ferric iron binding
Source: RefSeq, a predicted model, not a curated record
CGCCAGUGUAUAUCGGAAAAAUCCUGAAAUGUCUUGUUAUGGUGAAGAGUGCAGCGGCAAAAUUAGGCUAUAUAUCUAUAAAUACCAUCUUUGGGGAAAAAACGCUACAGUUGAGGGUCAGGCACUCUUCACGGUAAGAAGAAAUUUCAGGAUUUUUUUCGAUAUUGCUUGUGUCUAAAGACAAGUGCUGCAACGGAAACGACGAUCGAUUUACUCAGGAGCCACAUCUGUCCAAAAUGUAAACAGGUCAGGCAGUUUUCACGGCUGACCCAAUGAGCAAGGUAGCUUUUCUGUGCCUGGUGUGUUUUCAGACAUCGUGGGCCCAUCGGCAAUCACAGGAACAUGUACCUCUGCGCUUCGCUGCGAUUGGAGACUGGGGGGGUCUUCCGUUAGCCCCAUAUUUCACCUACCUGGAGAGUUCCAAUGCUGCUGAACUGGGACGAGUGGCUCAGACCACAGGCCUAGACUUCAUUCUGAGUCUGGGUGACCACUUCUAUUACCAUGGAGUGAAAAGUGUAGAGGACAUUCGCUUCAAGGUUACUUUUGAAAAGGUAUUUUCUCACCCUUCGCUACUUGACGUCCCGUGGUACCUCCUGGCGGGAAAUCACGAUCACUUGAGAAACGUCUCAGCGCAGAUAGUUUACUCUGAAAGAUCUGAGAGAUGGCACUUCCCUCAGCUGUACUAUGAGCUGAGCUUCAAGGUUCCACACAGCAAUGCGUCAGUGACUAUCCUCAUGACUGACACUGUGGUGCUGUGUGGAAACACCUAUGACGGGAUUCAGCCUGUAGGACCAGAGGACUUAGAGGCGGCUGCCAAGCAACUGGAGUGGAUUAACACAAGCCUAGCAAACACCAAGUCUGAGUUUGUUGUGGUCGCUGGGCACUACCCCGUGUGGUCAGUGGGCCACCACGGCCCCACGCAGUGCCUGGUGAAGAAGCUGAGGCCCCUGCUGAAGAAACAUAACGUCACAGCGUACCUGUGCGGCCAUGACCACAGCCUACAGUUCAUCCAGGAGGAUGAUGGGAGCGCGUAUAUCGUCAGCGGAAGUGGGAAUUUCGAGGACACAUCCACAGACCACUGGAAGAGUUUCCCUGCCUCCUGGCUACAGUUCUCCAGCGCUGUCAACGACACACGAGGUGGCUUCGCUUACUUUGAGGUCACUUCAGAAACUAUGUCCAUCAGUUACCUCCAAGCAGAUGGUAAAUGUGUAUAUCAAACUACUUUGCAGAAGCGCAGAGUUUGACAGAGGCCAAGGAGAAUUCAACUCUGGUCAAUAUUAUAACACGCUUUCACAGGUCUUUAAUCUUUUUUCAUGCUGAGGAUAAUAUGGCUAAAUGCAUAUACAUAAUUAUAACACGAGGGGACCAAUAUGUUUUAAAUGUAGGUACUGUGGUGACUAGUUGAACUUCUUUGAGAAUGUACUUCUUUAUUACUGGCAACACACACCAGCUUUCAGCCUUACUCAGUUUAUGCCCCAAACCUAACAGAAAAAAACAGUCAAUAGCACAAUGAGAACAUUCAAAAAUCAGUGAUCCGAAUUUACAUUUUAUGCAUUUUGAGAUUUACGACUAAUUUACAUCUGAUUUACAUGUAACAUAAUUCAACCACUUAAUCAGAGACUCCAGACAGAAAUACUGUAGUUGAAAUGCAAAGACUCUACCUACUCUCCAUAACCUACUCUCAGUUAUUUCUAUUUUAAGGAUACAUUUAUGAUAUAUCACAAUUAUCAACAUGAGAAAAUAUUCUUUUUAAAAUAGUAUACUUAUAUCUGCACUAGAAAAAAUUGUGUGGCUUCACAGCUAACAUUCAAUUUUAAAAAAUUUAAUCAAGGAAGGAAUUCUAGUGAAUAGUGUAAAAAAUGCUGAAGCUUUCCCAUACCUUGAUAUGUGCCUUAAAGAUGACAGAAUUUGCUGCUACAAACUAUCCUCAUUUUGACCUUCAAACCAGUUGAAGUGCGUCCUGCCUUACAAUGCAUUAAUAUUACAUGUUAUUCAGUGACACAAUUUUUGAUGUUUUGCCUUUGUACUCAGCACAUUGGAUUUGAAAUGAAACAAUGAAUAAGAAAAUGUUAAAGUUAAGACUGCUAGCUUUAAUUUUCAGGCAACUGCAUCCAUAUUGGGUGAAUCAUGUAAGAAUUGCUGCCCUUCUUAUACAUAGUCCUUUCAUUUUUGGGGACCGAAAGUAAUUGCACAGUUGGCUGCUCUGCUGUUUCUUGGCCAGCUGUGUGCUAUUGCAACAUGCACAAGAAAGCUAACAAAACCUCUAGAGUUGAUUCUAGGUGUGGCAUUUGCAUUUAGAGUAUGUUGCUGUUGUCUCUGAACAUGAGGACCAAAAGAAGUGUCAAUGCCAGUAAAGUAGACCAUCAUUGGGUGGAAAAACCAGAAUAAAUUGAUCAGAGACAUAGCCAACACAUUGGAUGUGUACAUUGUUACAAAGCAAGAACGCAUUGCUGUGCUCAGCAGUAGCAAGCAACCUAGUAGACCACAGAAGUCCACUGUAGUGGAUUACAAAAGAAUACUUUUGAGUUGUGAAGGAAAAACUCCUUUUCAACUGUCAAACAGAUCUGGAACACUCUCCAUGAUGUAGACAUAGAUGCGUCAAAGACUGAAAUAAAGAUAAGGUUACACCAGUAUAACCCCAGGGGGUUCAAAUGCAAAAAAAACUGGUUAGCCUCAAGAACAGAACAGCCAGGUUAGUUUGCUAAAAAGUACAUUAAAGGAACUGUAGAGUUCUGGUACAAACAGUUGUGGACAGAUGAGCUGAGUGUUAACCUGUACUAAAGUGAUGGAAAGAAAAAUGUGUGGAGAAAAGGAAAUGCUCAUGAUCCAAAGCAUACCAUCUCAUCUUUGAAAGAACACUCAACCUGAAUCCUAUUGAACAUUCAUUUCACUUGCUGAAAAGACUGAUGACAAAAAAGCCCCCAAAACAAACAGGAAUUGAAACUGGCAACAGUACAGCCUUGGCAGAGCAUCACCAGGGAAGAUACCCAACUUCCGGUGAUGUAUAUGGGUCACAGACUUAAGGCAAUUAUUGAAUGCAAAGAAUUUGCAACCAAGUACAAAACCUUCAACCUCAUCCAAGCCAUUAAAAACUGUGUCUACUAAAGGUUAAGUCCAAAACCACCUUUGGUCAAAACAAGGUACAUGUAAGCUUAUAUUUUGCACAGACAUUUUGUUGGAUUUCAACCCACGUGUCGUUUAAGAAUUUGGGCAAUUCAACCCUUUGCACUACACACGUGGUUAUGAAAAUGUUUAUUUGUAAAUAUACAAAUUAGAUAGCCAUCCGGGUAAUACUGGUAGACACAGCCUUUUUGGCUUUUCAUUAUUUUUGUAAAUACAAUUCAUUGCGUUUUUAAGGGCUUCCCAUGCAAUACCUCUAUCUUGUCUGUUUGCAGUAAGAGAGGCAUUAAAUAUAACCACUAUGGCACCUUGUAUUUAAUGCCAAGGAAAAAAUGUAAGCAUGCAUAUGUUAAAACCAUCUUCAAUAUCAAAAUAUAACCAACAUUAUGAGAAACUA